This is a messenger RNA of Gossypium raimondii (Peruvian cotton), 1210 nucleotides long. RefSeq lists its product as uncharacterized. Gene Ontology annotation, biological process: protein methylation. Bases 317 to 958 code for a protein of 213 amino acids. Gene Ontology annotation, molecular function: protein methyltransferase activity. Lineage: Eukaryota; Viridiplantae; Streptophyta; Magnoliopsida; Malvales; Malvaceae. Gene Ontology annotation, cellular component: nucleus. The transcript has 10 exons. The record is from RefSeq and is a predicted model, not a curated record.
GGGAAAGGUAGAAAAUGGUAAAUCAUGAAGAGGAAGAAGAAGAUAUUGUGUGGUUGGACGGAUCUUUCUUCAUCAAUGACAAUUACCAGCUAACUUCUUUCACCUUUGGGUCUCAUGUUCUCCAGCUCUAUUGUCUUCACUCAGCUUCUAGCAAUUUUCACGGAUAACUGGAUUUGAAGUUAGAGCAAUGUAAUUGUUGGAUAAAAGGAAAUGGAAGUGGAAAAAAAUAAGGGUGAACUGAUCAAAGGAUUAUAGCAAUUCCAUGGCACUGCCUCGCACCUUCUAUUCAAUAUAAAACCAAAACAAUUGCUAUUCGAUGCAUUUUCGUUCGGACGCUGUAGUUACACCUAAAGCUGAUUUUGAUUUGACAGGACAAUUGGUAUGGCCUGGUGCAAUGCUUUUGAAUGAUUAUCUCUCUAAAAACGCUGAGAUGCUUCAAGGAUGUUCCAUGAUUGAAUUAGGCUCUGGUGUGGGUAUCACUGGCAUGCUCUGCAGCAGAUUUUGUCGUCAAAUUCUUCUGACUGAUCAUAAUGAAGAAGUGCUGAAGAUCCUUAGGAGAAACAUAGAGCUGAAUGUAUCUUCUGAAAAUCCUAGUUGUUGUGCUGCACUAGAAGCUGAGAAGCUGGAGUGGGGAAAUUCUGAUCAGAUUAACAGGAUUUUACACAAAUAUCCUGGAGGUUUUGAAUUGAUACUUGGUGCUGACAUUUGCUUCCAGCAGUCAAGUGUUCCUUUGCUUUUUGAUACUGUAGAACAGCUCCUGAAGAACAGGGGACGCGGACAUUGCAAAUUCAUACUAGCAUAUGUAUCACGAGCCAAAAUCGGUACACUUUUAUGCAGGAUGGAUUUGAUGGUUAUUUCGGAAGCUACUCGACAUGGUAUGCUGAUAAACGAAGUAGCUGGGACAAGGUCUAUGGUUGGAAAUCUUGAAGGAGUCAUCUUCGAAAUCACACUCUGCUAGAGCCUAGAGGUGAUGAAUAUUAUUGGACUGUGGGAACUUGGGUUCAUGACUCGAUAUCUAUAGAAGCUAGUAACGCACAUGAUUGUGGAAGAAAGGAAUGUGAUCUGUGUGAAAAUGGCUUACCCGGUUGUCUGUGACAUUCUUGCCACCUAAGGAUUGAUGUUUGACUGGAAACGAUUUUAGAAGGCAAGCAAGUUUAAUGCUUCCAAAAUCUCUUGUUAUUUAUAAUAGAUCCCAAGUAUUUUAUGCUCA